Molecule: messenger RNA, 912 nt
Organism: Coccomyxa subellipsoidea C-169
Lineage: Eukaryota; Viridiplantae; Chlorophyta; Trebouxiophyceae; Coccomyxaceae
Exons: 4
Coding region: 92-442 (116 amino acids)
Source: RefSeq, a predicted model, not a curated record
CAUAUCGCAGCCCAAACCUUUGCUCGAAGGAUAUAUUUAGCAUCAUCGCUCGCUGCUGCUAUAACCCUCUGCCCCUUCUCGUACAGCAGCAAUGAAGGCCGUCCAUGUGAUCCUGUUCGCGGCGCUGGCUACCUUGUGUGCCGCCCGCGAGCUGAAGCAGGCGACCACCGGCAGGGUGACGUUCUUCGACAACACCAACUAUAGCGGCGGUGGCCAGGCUUUCGAGGCCAGGGUGCCGGCGUCAGGCUGCGGCGACUGUAACGACCUGAACUUCGUCAGGACGAACUCCUGGGAGUCGUACACCAGCAAUGCAGGAAACUACAUCGUUCUGUACGAUGGCCACUUCUGCACAGGCACGGCCUCCGGACAGCUGCCCGCCAAGCAAGGCCCCAUCAGAGGCAGCCUGGCUGAUUCUGUGGAUUCCUUCAAGCUCUGCAACUGAUCGCAAGUUGCAGUUGAAGUCCAAGCGGGUGCAUGUGAGCCAGAGUGUUGACUCAGCGAAGGCUGCGGCACUGGCCGAGUCAUUGGCAAAACUGCAGAGUUAGAAGUCCAUCAGUGUUUGGCAUUGCGGCCACUGACUGGUUCUUGCGUGGGAGGUGAUCAUUAGUUAGCCUCUCUGCAGUCAUCUGUAGAUCUGGUCAAGAUUUCCUUCCAAAUUUAAGUGUAUCUGAAGUUAUUUGUCAGAGCUCUGGAAGUCUUUGUAGCAGAGGACACCCCGGUAUGUGGGCCUAGAGGGUGACUGACACAAACAAAACAGAUGUGAUGUGUCAUUCUUCUGGCGGUGCCCUAAUUAAGGCUGGGAAGUGGCUUUGCUCGGUUUUGAUUUGCUUUGGGUUGCAUUGUCGCACACUCCACCAUGUGUACUUCUGCAAAGAGUGCGAGCUGUUGUGUAGUUAAUUCUCUUUCAAGUUC